AUGGCGGAAACUGGUAAGGAUAAUCAUAAUUCCCCUUCUGAAGCUUCUAGUAUCUCCGCCGCGUCCGACGGCAGAAGUGGCAGCCCGGUGACAAUGAAGAUGGAGAUGAUCGUUGGCAAUGAAAUCAAUGGUGGUGAUCGGCAGUCGCAGGAGUCGAACUCACGGCUGCUGUUGGAUCUUAAGCUUUCUAACAAUGAAGAGUCCGGCGAUGGCUCGCCGGAGAUUUUGAAUUCCAAGAGGAUAAGGGAAUUUUCCACAUCCCAAGCCCUAGGUGGCCACCAAAACGCACACAAGCAAGAACGAGCCAUGGCCAAGCGCCGCCAGGGAAUGGAACUCGGUAGCGGCGACAAUGUAGUCGGGCCACCGUACUUAACAUCGUACUAUAAUCCAUAUUCUGCUCUCUCGCCUCAUCCACUCUACGGAUCGUCACUCGGAAAAUCACUCGGAAUACGAAUGGAUUCAAUGAUUCACAAACCAUCGUCGUACCGAUGGCUCGGGUCACCAGCAUUGCAGUUUCAUGGCGGAGUAGAUAGUGGUUGGGCUUCUCGACCAGUGAUGGUGACUAACAAUAACAAUAAUUCAAAAUUAUCGACAUUUGAAAGGCUGAAAAUGGAGGGAAUUCAAAUUCAUAACGGUGGAUUUCGAUUAUCAACUGCAAUGAAUGCAGAAUCGAUAAGACGAUUUGACGAAGAUAGACCAAUUUCGAUACCGAAUUUGAAUCUUUCAGAGUCGCCCGUGUUAAAAAUGGAUCACCACGUAGAAGACAGUGAUGAAGUUGAUUUAACUCUCAAGCUUUAA
Messenger RNA from Cucurbita moschata (crookneck pumpkin), 798 nucleotides. RefSeq names its product zinc finger protein 3-like. The record is from RefSeq and is a predicted model, not a curated record. Gene Ontology annotation, biological process: negative regulation of abscisic acid-activated signaling pathway. The transcript is spliced from 2 exons. The coding region runs from base 1 to 798 and encodes 265 amino acids. Lineage: Eukaryota; Viridiplantae; Streptophyta; Magnoliopsida; Cucurbitales; Cucurbitaceae.